Messenger RNA from Didymodactylos carnosus, 2823 nucleotides. Lineage: Eukaryota; Metazoa; Rotifera; Eurotatoria; Philodinida; Philodinidae. The record is from the annotation of a GenBank genome assembly.
AUGUCUAAUUUGCGUGUGAACAUCUCAAUAUCGGAACGAGAUGCUGUUAAGCUUAUACUCGAUUUUCUUCAGAAUCGAGAAUUGUAUAUUAGUAUGUUAGAUAUCGAGCGUGAAACAGGCAUAAUUAACGGCUCAUUUUCUGAAGAUAUAUUAUUUUUACGUCAAUUAAUUUUGGAUGGUCAAUGGGAUGAUGUCGUAGAUUUUGUUCAACCAUUAAAAACAAUCGACUCGUUUGAUGCUAAACAAUUUAUUUACAUUGUUUUAAAGUAUCAGUUUCUAGAAUUAUUAUGUUUAAAAACUGAAGCCCAAAUUGAAAAUGAUUUAUCUGUAGAACAAAUAGUCAAAUUUUUGAAUGAUUUACAUCCAUUUUGUCCAUCGGAACAAGAAUAUAAAAAAUUAUCAUUUUUAUUAACAUUAAAACAUUUACAAGAUCAUCCGGAUUAUCGUAACUGGAAUCCAAGCGCUGGGAGAGUACAAUGUUUUCACGAAGUGUUUCCACUUGUUCAUCGAUUUCUUCAAAUUGAUAAACAAACAACAUCUAUUGGUCAAGGUGAUCGUCUAGUUCAGCUAUUAGUGAAAGGUUUAUUAUAUGAAUCAUGCGUUGAACAUUGUCAAGCUCGAGCAACAGCUACCGAUGAAACAAUUGAUUUAACAGAUCCCAAUACUUUGUUAUUAUCAACUCGUUUAUCUGAUACUGAUGUUAGUUUAUUAUCAUGGUUACAUGCAUUGCCUACAGAAACAUUUUCGUGCCCAUUUGAACAAAAAUCUCUUUCAUUAAAUAUUGAAAAAUUCCAGAAACCCAUACUCGAGGCAACAUGGGCUGAACAUGUGCUGAGUACACCAUUUAAACCGACAACAAUGUUUCCAUUUAAUGCAACACCUACGGGUAAACCACGUUCAACCGAAUUAAUGUCACGGUCAUUGGCACCACAAUAUGAUGGACUAUCCUAUGGUCUUAUACGAUCACAAAUAUUUGGAGAUUAUAAUAGAAAUUUUGUUAAUGAUAUGUCACGGUCGUUGGCUAUAUGUAAUCUAAAAGAUAAUAGUUUAGCGCACAGCGCAAUUGGUACGGGCGGAGGAACGUCAUUACCAACUGUUCAAGAAGCCAUAUAUGAAGAAUCAGCUUCGAAUAAUAAUCAAACGGAUCUUCAUCCAACACCUCCACGUAUAAUAUCACCGGCAUCCAGUGUCAUCUCACCAUCCACGACACAACGUUCACAGUCACCAAAACGGUCAGUUACGGGACCAUAUUUUAGUUCACAUUCGAAUAAUAACGAUAUUCAACAACAACAAUAUCAGCGUUCUCAACAGCAUAUCUCAUCUCCGACAUCUUCAUCUUCUCAUUCACCCGUUUUAACAUCUCCGACAAGUGCUAAUCAUUAUUCUCAAAAUAAUCAAAACAAUCAUUCUCAUCGACAACAAAACAAAACCUAUACACAAACAAACGGAACAAAUCUAGCUUCAACGCCAAAUGAAAUUAUUAAACCUGCAGUACAAACGAGUUCAACAACAUCGAAUGCACAUCCAGUAUCCAGAAAUGCUCAUCCGUCGACAUUGCCCGGAAUAAAUCCAAUCAGUCAACAAAAUAUUGGCAACCACCAGACGCCAUUUCCACCUCAGCCACACUUAUCGUCAAUGACAGAUUCAUCAACGGAUCGUUUACUAAAAGAAUAUCAAAAGAGUCGUGCGGAGAUAGUUAAACAGUUUGAAGAACAAGAGAACCGGCGAAAUGAACUUCAAAAACAACUUUCUUCACCAUCGGCAAUAAAAACUCGUCCAUUAAAUGACGUAACAAAAUAUGAUUCACUCGAGGAUAUUGCCCGCUCACCAGCAUUUCUACCAUUAGUUUCGAUUGAAGAUGUGCAAGCAAUUCGCGCUGUUGAUGUACAUCCAAGUGGAAAUUACUUUGCUGUUGGUUCAAACUCAAAAAUGUUACGUGUAUGCGCGUAUCCAGAACUAAAAAAAAUUGCAACGGAUUCUGUACCAAAACCAGCUAAAGUUCUCUAUAAAAAAGGCAAACAUCACCUUGGUUCAAUCUAUUGUAUGUCAUGGAGUCCGAAUGGUCGAAUUAUUGCAACUGGUUCAAAUGAUAAGUUAAUUAAACUUGUUCGAUUAGACAUGGAUAGACCAGACGAUGAGUCAAAUAAUACUGAAAUUGAAUUAACACAUCAUAAUGGUACAAUAAGAGAUCUUAUAUUUAUGCAUGAUCAUUUACGUGAUGAUUCAAUAUUGCUGAGUGGUGGAGCCGGUGACUGUAAAGUCUAUGUCACGGAUGUUAUGAAACAAACACCGAUAAGAAAUUAUGCGGGACAUCAAGGUCAUAUUUAUUCAUUAUUUGCAUGGGACGCGUGUAGUUUUGUUUCUGGAAGUCAAGAUGGAACAUCGAGAAUAUGGGAUAUUCGUCAAAACGAAUGUGUUAAUGUUAUUGCACCACGAGCCAGUAAUAGUCCAGUAGCGGCUGUUGCUGUCGAUAAUUCCGGACAAUUAUUGGCUGCAGCCUACGAGGAUGCAACAUGUUUACUAUAUGAUUUAAGAGGAAAGAGAAUUGUACAAACUUAUCAACCACAUGCUGGCGAAAUUCGAAGUGUACGAUUUUCUGUUCAUUCAUAUUAUCUAUUAACAGCAUCGUAUGACAAAAAAGUGGUCAUGACAAGUCUAAAUGGUGAUCUGACUAAACCUCUAAUAUUGUCUAAUGUUGCUGCUCAUACGGAUAAAAUAAUUCAAGCACGAUGGCAUCCACAUGAAAUGUCGUUCGUUACAACAAGUGCUGAUAGAACUUGUGUUGUUUGGGCUCCAUCUGCAUUGGCUGCAGCCAACUUAUAG